Messenger RNA from Thrips palmi, 347 nucleotides. RefSeq names its product E3 ubiquitin-protein ligase RNF182-like. The record is from RefSeq and is a predicted model, not a curated record. The coding region runs from base 90 to 338 and encodes 82 amino acids. NCBI's taxonomy places the organism in Eukaryota, Metazoa, Arthropoda, Insecta, Thysanoptera, Thripidae. The transcript is spliced from 3 exons. Gene Ontology annotation, biological process: protein ubiquitination. Gene Ontology annotation, molecular function: ubiquitin protein ligase activity.
UCCCCUUCUUCCGCUUCCUGGAUCAAUUUCGCCUGCGUUUAAGUGUUGCAGUGAUCCUGUCCGCCAUUUUAUUUUCUUCUGGCAUCGCCAUGUCGUUGCGUUGCAACAUUUGCGACGAGAGAUUCGACAACGGCGAGAGGCGGCCCAAGUCCCUCCCCUGCGGCCACACGGAAUGUCUCAAGUGCCUCAAGCGCCUCGAGGAGACCAGCGAUCCCCUCCUGUGUCCGGAGUGCCGUCAGGAGUUGGUGGGGCCUGUUGACGCUUUGCCGGACAACUACUUCGCCUUGAGUUUCAUCGUCGAAAGGGAACAGCAGCAGAAGCGCGCCGAUCUGAGGUGAGGCGUGGUG